AUGGGCAAUGGUAUCAUCUAUAAAAAACAACCCGGUGUCCAAACUUGCUCCCAGUCUCGUAAAAUUACGGUGAUACCUUAUGAGCGCUGGUUAUAUUCCGAAGCCAAACGAUGGGGACAUUUCAAACAAUUCAAUCCAUUUUCGACCAACACCGACGAUCAAAAUGUUAACACGCCGACACCAUCAAACUUAUCCUCGAGUUCUCUUUCUUCGUCCUUUGUUUCUUCAUCUUCAACUCCAACAUCAUCGUUACUAACGACUGAUAAUACUUUUUCAAAAUCUACUAAUCCAAGAAAUCGUUUUUCAAAUAAUGAUCGAGACUCACAAUUGUCUGGUGUGCCAGUCGGAUCAUCUCUGUCCGCUUCGCAAUUAUCCAAUUCCAUCAAUGGAAUAUCGUGCUCAGCAGCGUCCCUCGUUGAAAAAGAACAAUUACAAAAGCCAAUUUACUACAUAAAUGGACGAUUUUUCAAAACAUUAACCCGACUUGGUGAUUCGCAGUUUAUUCUGAGUGAAUAUGGCCAAGAUGAUAUUAUUUUAACAAUACCAUCAAAUAUUGAACGUUAUCGAACGAAUGACAAUGCUAUUCGAGAUCGUAUAUUACGCUUAAAUCGCGUGAUUGGUUGCUGUGAUGAAUUUAUUGUAUUUCAACUGUGGAAAGGCAACAAUGAAGUUGAAAUAUUUAUAUUCGAUUAUUCCAUUGAAUCUAUAGCAAAAAAAGAACUAAAAUGUACAUGUAAUCAGAAUAAUAAUCGUUGCCGAUCACCACCAAUUCGUUUACCUGAACCCAAAAAAGAGACUAUUGUUUCUGUUACCACUCCGAUAAAUAGACACAGUGCAUUAAUGGAAUCAGCAUCAUUGAGUGCUUAUCAUAUUCAUAAUACGGAUGCGCGAAGUUUAUCAUUCAAAUCAUUUUCAAUGUUAAAUGGUACUUAUAGCAGUACAACAGAUGAUUUUGACGAUAUCGCAAACCGAACGACGGAUAUUGAUAAACAAUUUUAUAUUGCUGAUAAUACAAAAAAAGCUUCAUUUUUAACCGGUUCAGCUCGAUGUACUCUUGCAUCGGGUUCAUCUAGUCAUAACUGUUCGAUAACUUCAAAUUUUCAACGAUCAACUCCAACAAUAACACAAAAUAAUUCCCGUUUUUCACCACAUAGUCUAUUACGAUUCAGUUCAUGUCCUCGUAAAUUAAUCUCAUUAUCAAAUACGACAAAUAAUAACAGGAAUUCUUCAUCAAAUAAUACUCGUUCAUAUUCAUUAUCAAAUACCAAUGAAGUAUUAACGGUAUUAACAAAACCAUCCAAUGUUUCCUUACAAAGUCAUCGUUCUACAUCUUAUUUAACAUCAUUAACAUGUCCACACCAUGCAUCCUCUACAUGUACAUCAUGGUCAGAUGUUUCUACACGUCAACCAUCUCCGACAAACAUCACCACUACACUAAAUAAUCGUAUCGUUCGAAAAGUAAAUUCAUUACAACAUCGUUUCAAUGCUCGUUCGUAUACAUGUUUAAUGUCACCUGAUCGUUCACACUUAUUAAUAACACCAGAUUACGAAGACAAACAUUCUUACAGUCAUCAAACACACAGUGAUGUUACAAUCAUACUAAAUGUGAAAUAUUUUACAAUUUUGAGAAUUACACCAGCACGUUAUGAUCAACGUUUUGCAUUUGAUCCACGAUACGGUCACUCUCGUUUAGCUGAAUUUGAUACUGUUCGUGGACAAAUAACGGAUAUAAAACAAGAUCGUGUUAUUGUCUGUUCAAAUCAUACAUUAAAAACAAAAGUUUAUCGAGUAGAGUAUACCAAUGAUGGUUAUUUGAUUAUUGUUUUAUGUACAUUGCCAAUAUUUCAACGUGUUAAACGUAAUUAUUUUUUAUAUAUUUUAAAUUCUUCAACACUAUUACAUACACGAAGUAUUAUUGAUUAUCGAGGACCAUUUCUUUCAUCGUAUGUGUUUACCAAUGAAUUUUCACUCUUAUUUAAUAUUUAUCCAUCAUUAUCAAAUUGUGGUUCCACAUUGGCUGUAUUAAAAAAUAUUGAACCAUCAAUUAACGUUCGUAUUAUUGAAUUAUAUUCACUUCCUUAUACGUGUGUAACAUUGAAAGAGAUAACACGAAGAAAUAUUCUACGAUAUGUUGAUCAGAAACAUGUUCAAUAUUUAUUUUUACCAGAAAAUCUCAAAGCCUAUCUAUCAUAUAAACAUAAAUAUUACUGA
Messenger RNA from Didymodactylos carnosus, 2211 nucleotides. The record is from the annotation of a GenBank genome assembly. NCBI's taxonomy places the organism in Eukaryota, Metazoa, Rotifera, Eurotatoria, Philodinida, Philodinidae.